Molecule: messenger RNA, 2568 nt
Organism: Acanthisitta chloris (rifleman)
Lineage: Eukaryota; Metazoa; Chordata; Aves; Passeriformes; Acanthisittidae
Gene: PIGO
Product: phosphatidylinositol glycan anchor biosynthesis, class O
Exons: 11
Biological process (GO): GPI anchor biosynthetic process
Cellular component (GO): endoplasmic reticulum membrane
Molecular function (GO): mannose-ethanolamine phosphotransferase activity
Source: RefSeq, a predicted model, not a curated record
UUCAUCGACGUGGGCAGCAACUUCGCCACCUACGCCAUCCAGGAGGACAACCUGCUGGCACAGCUGGUGCAGAACGGAAGGAGAGUGGUCUUCAUGGGCGAUGACACAUGGGAAGGACUCUUCCCGAAGAAAUUUUUCCGCUCAUAUUUCUUCCCUUCUUUUAACGUGAAGGAUCUUCACACUGUGGAUGAUGGGAUCCUGCAGCAUCUCUAUCCGACUGUGGACAGUGGUGAAUGGGACGUGCUGAUUGCUCACUUCCUCGGUGUGGACCACUGUGGGCACAAACAUGGACCUGACCAUCCCGAAAUGGCUAAGAAGCUCACCCAGAUGAAUGAGAUGCUCAGGUCCUUGGUGGAUCACCUGGGGAAUGACACCCUUCUUCUGGUGGCUGGGGAUCACGGCAUGACAGAGACUGGAGACCAUGGUGGCGACAGCGAGAAGGAAGUGAAUGCAGCACUGUUUGUGUACAGCAGAACACCUCUGUUUGGCAGUGGCCCUCCAGAGGAGCCGGAGACCAUUCCCCAGGUGAACCUGGUGCCCACUGUGGCUCUGCUGCUGGGUGUGCCCAUCCCAUACAGUAACAUUGGAGAGGUGAUGGCUGAACUUUUCUCUGGGGAUGGUGAUGCUGUGUCUGCAGCCUUGCAGCAGCUCUCGGUCUAUCACAUCAACGCCAAGCAGGUGGAUCGCUUCCUGCACUCCUACUCGCUGGUGGCUCAGGACCUGCCAGCAGAACAGCUCCAGCGUCUACAGGAGCUCUUCUCCGGUGCCGUGGAGGAGCACACUCAGCUCUUGGCCCAGGUGCAGGGGGCAACACUGGUGCCUUUGGAGCUGGAAUCCAGGCUGGGAAGCCUCAUCAGUCACUUCCAGCGUUACCUGCGGGAGGCACGGGCUGUGUGCACCCAGUCCUGGGCUCGCUUCCACUCUCUGCGUAUGGUGGGGGGCUGCGUCCUCAUCGCUGCUUCCUGCUUGCUCUGCUACGUGGCCUCAGAGCUGGCCGCGUCCUCAGACUCUUUCUAUCGCAGCUGCCUCCUGUACCCGCUGCUCUGGGGCCUCAUGGGGGCUAUUCUUCUUGGACUGGCCCAUGUUUUCACCCAGGAGGGGCUGGAUCUGCUUCUGGGUCGCCUGACUGUGCCAGAAAGCCCCAAGCAGCAGCUCCUUGGCUUUUCUUCUUACCGGAGAGAGAUCUGGUACCUUCUGUGCCUUGUGGCCAUGCUCCUGCUCUGCGUGCGCCUCUCCGGUUUCUUCCACCAGUGCCGUGAAGAAAUUCCUCAGUGCCGGCCCUCUCUUUUCCUCUCCCCCCUUGCCAGCCUGAGGAGCACACGGGCCAAAAACCUCUUCUACCUCCUGUGUGUGGCCUUGCUGGUGGGGCUGGUGUAUGCAGUGCGGAGCUGGCUGCGGCACUACGGCAACCUGAACAGCUCAGACCCCCUCGUGCUCUUUGUGCGCUGGGGUUUCCCACUGGUGGCUCUCUGUAUCACCUGCUACUGGGCCGUUGCCUCCAGUGCUGAUGACUCUCUGGGCAAGCUGCAGGAGCUGGUGCAGGUGGCAGUUGUUGCCUUUCCAUGGGCUGUCUAUGGACUAACAUCCAUGGGACUGCUGCUCCUGCUGUGCAAUCCCAUGACGGUGUUUGCGAAGGACACGCGGGAGUCGGCAGGGUCCAUCGUCACUCCCUACCUGGGGGUUCCAGGCUCCGAAGUCGACUUCCUGCACGUCAUCCCUCAGAUCUACAAGAGGAUGCAGGAGUCUCAGAAGAGCCGGCUGGAGCGGGGCAGCAGCAGGGCCACCGUUGCGGCGUAUGGGCUGGGCAGUGUGUAUUCAGCAGCCCUGGUCAUAGCCCUCACCCUUCUGGGCUUCCUCUUGAUGCUUCUGCACAGUGAGCGGCUGAGUUUCGCCUUCCUGCUUCUUUUCCUGGAGGCCUUCGUGCUGCUGCACAUCCACUCGUGUGCCAGAGGCCUUGCUGGAGAUGCUGAGCCUUUUUCAGUGCCCUGGUAUGCAGUCAUCUCCUGGCUCCUUGCUGCUUCCCAGUUCUUCUAUUCCACAGGCCACCAGCCCAUCUUCCCAGCCAUCCACUGGAAUGCAGCCUUUGUUGGCUUCCACCUUGACCACAGCACAAACCUCCUACCUGCUGUCCUGGUGGGCGCCAACACCUUUGCCUCUCAUAUCCUCUUUGCAGUUGGCUGUCCGCUGCUCCUGCUGUGGCCCUUUGUGUGUGAGAUGCCCAACUCGCAAAGAAAGAAGCCCAAGAAGGAGUCCCGGGAGGAGCUGCAGGAGGUGCAGGAGCACAUGAUGGAGAUGAGGCUGCGGGAGUCUCCAGAGAAGUUCUCUACUGCUCUGCUGCAGCUGGGGCUGAAGUACCUCUUUGUCCUUGGGACACAGCUUCUGGCCUGUGUUUGUGCAGCUAUGAUUCUCAGGAGGCACCUCAUGGUCUGGAAGGUCUUUGCCCCAAAGUUCCUCUUCGAGUCGCUGGGCUUUGUGGUGAGCAGCAUCUGUCUCCUGCUGGGGAUCUCCCUGGUGAUGCGUGUGGACUGUGCUGUCAGCGCCUGGUUCAGCCAGCUGCGGCUCAGGUAG